AGGAAACACCAAAUUAAACAAAAACACUAAUUAACACCACAAUAAAUGUCUCAAACAUGUCAGCUUCUGAUCGUCAAUUCAAUUAUCCUCUCACUUCUUCUCUGUUCUUCUGAUGCGUCGCCGCUUCAUUCUUUUUCUUCUUCAGGAUCACGCCGAUCGAUCCUGAGAGAAAUAAUAAGCAGUGCAACUGUUGCUGAUAAGCCCAGGAAUGAUUAUGCUGUCGAUUUGAAUGUCUCCAUUUUCGAUUCUGUUCUGAGAGACAGUCCUGCUUCUUUUGCCAUUGUUGAAUUCUUCGCUAACUGGUGCCCUGCUUGCCGUAAUUAUAAGCCUCAUUAUGAAAAGGUUGCGAGGCUUUUCAAUGGACCUGAUGCAGUACAUCCAGGUGUUUUGUUGAUGGCAAGGGUGGAUUGUGCACUGAAAAUAAAUACUAAACUUUGUGAUAAGUUUUCUGUGAGUCACUAUCCAAUGCUAUUUUGGAGUGCACCUGCCAAUUUCGUAUCUGGUAGUUGGGGACCUAAAGAGGACAAAAAUGAAAUACGUGUAAUUGAUGACGGACGGACAGCUGAACGGUUGCUUAGUUGGAUCAACAAGCAAUUGGGAAGGUCAUAUGGGUUGGAUGAUGAAAAGUUUGAAAAUGAGCAGCUUCCAUCAAAUACAUCAGACCCCGGACAGAUUGCGCGUGCUGUGUAUGAUGUUGAGGAGGCAACAGCCAAUGCCUUUGAAAUUAUUUUAGAACACAAGAUGAUUAAAUCAAAAACUCGGGCUCCACUUAUUAAAUUCCUUCAGCUUUUAGUGGCACAUCAUCCUUCUAAGAGGUGCCGGAAGGGAAGUGCAGAAGCACUUAUAAAUUUUGAUGACCAGUACCCGCCUGGUGGCAAAGAGGAUGUUGGUGUGUUGAGCACAUUCCAAAUUUGUGGUAAAGAAGUUCCUCGGGGAUAUUGGAUGUUUUGCCGUGGGAGCAAGAAUGAUACUAGGGGCUUUAGUUGUGGAUUAUGGGUUCUUCUACACUCGCUAUCUGUCAGGAUUGAUGAUGGGGAGAGCCAGUUUGCCUUCACAGCUAUAUGUGAUUUUGUCCAUAACUUCUUCAUUUGUGAGGAGUGUCGCCAGCAUUUCGUUAAAAUGUGUUCAAGCAUUGAUCGUCCUUUGAACACAUCCCGUGAUUUUGCCCUAUGGUUGUGGGAGACACAUAACAAAGUGAACAGAAGAUUAAUGAAUGAAGAAGCAUCUCUUGGAACUGGUGAUCCCAAGUUUCCAAAGAUAAUUUGGCCUACGAAACAGCUAUGCUCUUCAUGCUAUCGCUCUAAUCACCGGAGAGAAGAUGGCGAGAUUGAUUGGGACAAAGAUGAGGUCUAUAGAUUCUUGACUGAUUAUUACGGCAAAACCCUUGUAUCUCUAUACAAAGACAAGGGUCUUCUGGAGGGCGAAGUAGCUGAUGGGGCUAGCGAAGAAUUGGUUGCCUCAACAAAUGCAGUUGUCGUGCCGGUUGGAGCUGCAUUGGCAAUUGCGCUUGCUAGCUGUGCAUUUGGAGCACUUGCCUGUUACUGGCGAUCUCAGCAGAAGAGUCGGAAGUAUUACCAUCAACUACACUCUUUAAAGAACAUAUGAUAUAUAGGAGGGCAGUUUGCUUUUUUCAAAAAAUUAUUAACAUAUAACAUCAAAAGGAAAAGAACAAAGAAAAGAAAAAGUAAAAAAACGAGAGAAGGAAGUUGAGUGAGAGAUUGAUUUAAUAAGUAGGAGGUAAGUUUUCUUAUUUCUUUUCAUUCCCCAAUAUUUCAGGCCAAGAAGAAAGCUGGAACUAUCUUAGUUAGGAGGACGAAAAUCAUUCACUGCCGUUAGGCUGCUCAGCGGUGUGAUUUCAGUCUCAUAGAAUUCCAGAUUACAAAAUUACAAGCCUUGCUUUGAGGUCUUCUCUUGUACCCUUUUUCCAAAAUUUUCCUUAAAAGUAUAUUUGGGAUUGUACAGAUUAUACCAUACUCAUUAAUUUGGAAGAUGAUUGAUUGCCUUUUUAUAAUUUUCAUUG
Molecule: messenger RNA, 2020 nt
Organism: Mercurialis annua (annual mercury)
Lineage: Eukaryota; Viridiplantae; Streptophyta; Magnoliopsida; Malpighiales; Euphorbiaceae
Product: sulfhydryl oxidase 2
Exons: 11
Coding region: 46-1605 (519 amino acids)
Biological process (GO): protein folding
Cellular component (GO): Golgi membrane
Molecular function (GO): protein disulfide isomerase activity; flavin-dependent sulfhydryl oxidase activity
Source: RefSeq, a predicted model, not a curated record